AUGUAUGUUUCCACCACUCUGUACUCUGUGUACGCAGCUGUCGCCUUCCUCGGCAUUGUCAAGGGCGGUAUAGGCCGGCACACCUCCGAGCUGGAUGCAGGAAGUAUUGUUGUAGCCCUCAAGGUUUGGUACACAUGCGAGGUUCUUUAUGCCUUCAUUUGCGCUCUCAUCCGGACUUCCAUUGGCUUGUUUCUUCUGCGCAUCAUCGACGGCAGGUUACACAAAACGGCCAAGACCAUCCUUCAAGGAACCAUUAUCGCAGUCUGCGUCGCGUCCGUGGUGUAUCUCUUCAUAAUUGUCUUUCAGUGCAACCCGAUCCGCUACUACUGGUCCAAAUUCGAGGGGCUGCAGGGAAGCUGUCGCCCUACAAGUCUUGUGCCGAACGCCACAAUCUUCCACAGCGUCGUAGUCGCCGUGAGCGACUGGAUCAUGGGUAUACUACCCAUGUCGAUACUUUGGCAACUUCAGAUGAAGCGAGAGAAGAAGAUUCGCUUAUUGUUUUUUUUCGGAGUUGCAAUGAUGUACGCUUUGCUUCUUGUCCGCCUCCGUUCUUCCUCCCUAGCUAACACCGAGCGCACUGGAAGUGCUGGAAUCAUCAUGAUCAUUAGGAUACCUUACAUAAAGGUGCUUGAGAUAUCGGCCGACUUUCUCUAUGAAACAGUGUGA
This is a messenger RNA of Colletotrichum destructivum, 666 nucleotides long. RefSeq lists its product as uncharacterized. NCBI's taxonomy places the organism in Eukaryota, Fungi, Ascomycota, Sordariomycetes, Glomerellales, Glomerellaceae. Bases 1 to 666 code for a protein of 221 amino acids. The transcript has 2 exons. The record is from RefSeq and is a predicted model, not a curated record.